AUGGACGACCAAAUUCGCCCCUAUGUUACCGUCACUGGGACCAACCGCUCGCUUGAUACCCCCUGUCUGCAGCUGGAAAUACACAACGCCCCCCGCAUCCUCUGCACCAUUCGGCGACUUCCGACUCACAGGGGCUCCGAUAGCAGACCGUGUCUGUUCAAGUGGAGCCCCGUUGGGGAUGGCUUCGUGCCUAACGGAUUUAUCCUGCUCUGCCAUGUCCGAUCUGCUGAAGAGAGGAUCACGCUGCAGAGGGUCGAGAUCGCACCGGAUCCUGCAUACAACCCGGCCCUGGUCCAAUCCAGUUCGGUCCAGAUUUCCCCGUGGACUUCGAGUCUCUGGGAGUUGAAGACCGGAGACUCGGUGUCCUUUCGGACUAGCUUGCCUGAUCAUUGGGAAAGGCAGCUCCGGCCAGGAACGACAUAUGAGCUCCUUUGGCCGGGGGGCACGAUUGGGCUGUGGGAAUGGGGGACGAUACAGCAGCAUCUUGAAGAGGAGCUGACGCCUUGUUCAGGGUCCGGGAGGAAUCUCGUCGAAUUACCAGGGGGAGCGCGGACUCUGCUCUCGGUGGACAGUGUGCCCUCUCUUCCGGCGCCCAAGGUGUCUCCAGAGCCUGUUGGAGGCGGGGCUCGGGUGCCUGGAGCCCCAAUUCUCAGUGUGGAACUGCAAUGUCCUCCCACAAUCUAUUGCCAGGGUCCAUUCCAGAUCACUGGAAAAGUCCACUACCACCGCCCGAUCUCAUCGGAGGCCAGGGCGAUCAUAUUUCACACCUGGAUCUUCACAGACGAUUUCAGCCUCUAUCGGUGCAAAGGCACCGAUCUUCAAUUUAUCGACACUGAAUCGCCCAUCGACGGAUACGCUAUCUACGAUGAUCCGGACGUGCUCAGCAACGUGACCGCACACAACGAUUUCACCACCCUCCAGCCGGGGGAAUCGUGGGAAUUUUCACGGCAUAUCCAGGGGCAAAGCUGGACGAGUAUUCCCCGCGAUGCGCACGUGGGUGAGACCUUCGGCGUGCGGUACAAUGGUGGGACUGUCGACUGGUGGGAUUGGGGUGGGAAGGAGGACCAUGCCAACACAAGGGUGACGCUACCCUGUUAUUUAACUGGAAGGGUGGUCGACCCGGCCGAGAAUGAGGGAAGACCGCGGCUAGUCAUUCCGGCGUCGAAUCUAGCCAACUUCACCUUGGCUGAUUCGGACUGA
Penicillium antarcticum is the source of this 1200-nucleotide messenger RNA. RefSeq lists its product as uncharacterized. NCBI's taxonomy places the organism in Eukaryota, Fungi, Ascomycota, Eurotiomycetes, Eurotiales, Aspergillaceae. The transcript has 3 exons. The coding region runs from base 1 to 1200 and encodes 399 amino acids. The record is from RefSeq and is a predicted model, not a curated record.